CUCUUAGAAAAUCAUUGAGCUGCGAGACAACGAUGUUCCCAGCUUUUCUUGUGGCCCCUGGACGCCUUCUAGCGACAUUGACCCUGCGACGCAUCGAAAUACCAAAUUUGUGGUCGACGCCAUGCAAGAAUCUAUAGCUCGAAUUGCCAGGAAUCGCAGCGCGCGGCGCGGUGUGAGCUCCAGUUGCCGCAGCCCUGCCGAACCGGCAGGGAAUAGAAGGAAUCGAAGGAAUCGAGGCGUGCAUUCUGCGCCAAGCGCUCAGGAAGCCCUAGAAUGGUUCUUCGUAGCUAUGGAGGACAAUCGCGUGGCGGGAUUGCGCUUCCACUCUACGGCCGGUAUCCAGGAAUUUCUCGAUGCCGCCAGUAGCUCGGCGUCUCUGCUGCCCGAUCGCGUCUCCGAGCUCGCUCUGAGGUACAAGGAUGCGUCAGUGGUGCCGUAUCAGGUCAUUCGCGAUGUGUGGAGUAAUUUUGCUCCCGAGGCGCGGCCGAGCUUCCGUCGAUUGCUGGAAGGGGCUACAUUCGCCUUCCAUUCCCCUAAGCCGAGAGAAAAGCCCAAGGAGCUACAAGAACGUCUUCAAAAGCUACAAGAGCUAGCAGAUCAAAAGGCUUACAAAGAUCUAGUGAAAGACGUGGUAAAGGAGAACGAAGAGAUGGUUCCACUCUCCACCUACAAAGAUCAAAUUGGUUUCGGUCUUCAUGUGAUUGUCACAAUGUUCACUGGCUUUCUCUUGGGCUUUGCGUUGUUUAGAUCCCAGUUUGAGGAAUCCGUGGUCCUGCAUGUCGCAGGGGGGCUGAUCGGCCUUUUUGCUGGGAUGAUCCUGGAGACGGUUCUCUUCAUUGUUCGUGACUACCAGUACCAAAACUCGUCGAAAUUCAAGAAGAGGAGGAUCAACAGAGAUGCAGUACGAAACGCUGGCGUCGAAAAGAAGAGACAGUAGGGAUCAUUCAGCGCAUGAAGUUGAUGGAUUGAACGGUGGUUUAGAGAUCUUCGAGUCCAAAAAACGUUUUUUGGCCUACCACCUCUGCAUGUUUUGCUUAUCAAUCAUCCCUCGAAGAUGAUCUUCACUGAAAAUUCUAGCUUGUCAAAACAAAACAUCUUUUGUCAAAACUUCGCUCCAAUAAAUCUGAAAGAGAAUGUUUUCUGGA
This is a messenger RNA of Selaginella moellendorffii, 1145 nucleotides long. RefSeq lists its product as uncharacterized. Gene Ontology annotation, cellular component: endomembrane system. The transcript has 5 exons. The record is from RefSeq and is a predicted model, not a curated record. Gene Ontology annotation, biological process: vacuolar proton-transporting V-type ATPase complex assembly. Bases 122 to 937 code for a protein of 271 amino acids. NCBI's taxonomy places the organism in Eukaryota, Viridiplantae, Streptophyta, Lycopodiopsida, Selaginellales, Selaginellaceae.